Messenger RNA from Scheffersomyces stipitis CBS 6054, 1897 nucleotides. RefSeq lists its product as uncharacterized. The coding region runs from base 312 to 1613 and encodes 433 amino acids. Gene Ontology annotation, biological process: proteasome assembly. The record is from RefSeq and is a predicted model, not a curated record. Lineage: Eukaryota; Fungi; Ascomycota; Pichiomycetes; Serinales; Debaryomycetaceae. The transcript has a single exon. Gene Ontology annotation, molecular function: proteasome binding.
CUUGGGGGCCGUUACAGAUCCGUCAGCCUCAUAUCCAGACGUGUUUCACUUGUUGCCCAGCGCACGUCUUCUCUAUUCACAAACUCGAUAACCCGAGUCGGCUCCGACAUCGGAAAGCCACAUCAUAACAUAUCCACACGAAACAUAGCUUUUUGCUUGAAUUGUAGCAACAACUUGAUUUGAAUCACAACAGCUUCAUUAUCAGGCAUCAAUACUGUCAUUCAUUAACUUAUUUAUCGAUACCAUCUCUUUGUAUCGUACCCAUACUUUCAUCAAUUUCCUAUUAUAGCACUGUUUUUAUCAUUCCCACUAUGAAUAUCAUGAAUGUCCAAAGCUUGCGGAACUUGAUAGCGCUCAGGACAAGAAACAUCUCCAAAAGGAUCCAGCGGGCCCUCCAAGAGCUCAGUGAAAACCUAGCCAACGAGCAGCCACAACCCCAGGCAGUGCCUAUACCUGUUCGUGCCAGAAACCCUCGUCAAUUUAGAGGUGGCCAGCUGAACUUCUAUCGCUUCUAUGGGUCUUUUACUGGCUUUGGAGCUGCUGGAGCGCAUUCUGGAGGUCCCAAUUGGGCGUUCCACAAGCUCAACUCGAACAACUAUACGUUUUUCAACAAACACAAGAUGUUCUCCAAGUUCUACAAUACGAGCAAUCACGGCAGCUCCAAGAUCUUCAGCAAGUUGCAUCAUGGCUCUAUGUUCCACAACUUUUCGCUGGCAUACCAGUCGAGUUUCAGAUUGAAGCUCUAUCAGCAGAACGUAAGGCUCACGUAUCGAACGCUCCUCUGUCAGUUCAAAGACAAGUUCAAUACGAACAACCUAGAGAAUAGCCGGAAAGGUAAUCUAUUCAAGUUCAAUCCUUCCAAAAACAUCAACCACACUAUCAGAUUAAACUUGUCGUUGACUCCUAACCAUCAUCAAGUCACUUUACAGUUGGCCAGAACCGACUCAUCUGCUACUCAGCAAGAAAAGAUGGAGGCUGAUCAAGUAAUUGUAGGCUGCUACAUGGAUUUCCCCAUCAGCUUCAAUUUGAACAUCCCUACUGAGACGUUGUUGAGUGAAGAAAUCAUGGACGAGAUGUUGGAUAACAUCAAACGGUUUGAGAAGCAGUUGCUGGAUUUGAAGAGCGAUUUGAAGAACCUUUUUGAGUUGGGAGAGUUGCCCAUCAAGUACAUUUCUGGAAAGAAUGUGUUGCGGGUAUUCUUUCCCAAUUGUGACAGAGCCAAGUUGGACAGUUUGUGUCGUGAAAAGAACAUCACAGGAGGAGUAAUCUAUGAAGACGUAGAAGGAAUGGGAUCUAGCAUUUCUGAACCACCUGUAGUUUCGUCAACUGCUUGUUCAGCUUCCUCUUCUAACGCAGUGACAGAAACAGAUAUCUUGAGUUCGUACUACGACUCGCAUGAGUCUCAUAACUCGACUGUUUCGUCAUUUGGCUCUGAACAAGAUUAUGAGAUGUUCAGUGAUUCAGACAUGCAUCAUCCCAUCUCCAACGAAGAGAUCGUAAGACUUGACGGUAUAGUUCCUGAGGCUGAGUUUCAGUUCCAGAUUCCACAGUUUUCUAUGGAGCCACAAGUGAACUUCAACGACUACGAUGAUUACUAUUGGGCCACGAGAUGAAGAAAUGAACUACAACGUAAAUGACAUGAUGACAUAAAUGAACAUAUUCUUGAAGAUAAACGACUUGAUAAUUGAAUUGUUAAUGUAAAAUUAACUUCAUAGCACGAUGGAUGAUGAUACAUGAAAGUAAAUUACAUUAACGCAUCACUACAUUCAUUAAUUAUUUGAUACGACGACGGUUUGGAUUUUUAUAUUGCCACUACAUAUUUAUUCACUUCUGUAGGUUAACAUUAUAUUAUUCUUUUGAAAUAUUGUAAUUGGGCGAAUUCUAUUAGUUUCAUCGU